Messenger RNA from Cynoglossus semilaevis (tongue sole), 2125 nucleotides. RefSeq names its product NHERF family PDZ scaffold protein 1a (gene nherf1a). NCBI's taxonomy places the organism in Eukaryota, Metazoa, Chordata, Actinopteri, Pleuronectiformes, Cynoglossidae. Gene Ontology annotation, cellular component: apical plasma membrane. The record is from RefSeq and is a predicted model, not a curated record. Gene Ontology annotation, molecular function: signaling receptor binding; protein-membrane adaptor activity. Gene Ontology annotation, biological process: protein localization to plasma membrane. The transcript is spliced from 6 exons.
UUGAAGGUAGAGUUCUUAGAUCAGUGGGGGAGGAACCACGGGUCACAGAGGAACUCUCACUGUUCUUCUUGUUCAUCAGGAAGAGUCAGAGUCAGAGUCAGUGAGGAGGAGUAAAGGCAGGUGGCGCUAUACACUCUCCAACUUUAAAGCGAGGCCAAGUUUAACUUUAUAAUCAAACAGGUGGAUUCAGAUCAGACCAAACCCUCCAGGAUGUCGAGCCUCAGACCCAGGCGGUGUUUGAUGGAGAAAACCCCGGACGGGUACGGGUUUCACCUGCACGGAGAGAAGAGAAGGAGCGGCCAGUUCAUCCGCCUGGUGGAGCCCGACACCCCGGCCGCCGAGGCCGGGCUCCGGGCCGGUGACCGGCUGGCCUUCGUUAACGGAGAGAAUGUGGAGGGCGAGAAUCACCAGCAGGUGGUGGGCCGGAUCCGAGCCACUGAACCGGGUCAGCAUCUGGAGCUGAUCGUCUACGACAACGAGACAGCAGAACUACUGGAAAAACACGGGCUCCAGUGCCGGAAAGAGUACGUCACUGAGGGGAUCCCGGUGCCGGGGGCUUCCUCCGGGGACAGCGACUCCGAGCGAGGGGCCAGCCGGAGGAACAGCAGCCCUGUCCCGCAGGAGAACGGAGACACGUCCUCUGAGAGAUCCGAGAGACUGAGCGUCAGCUCCAGCAGCAAGGGGGACAGCACUGGACCUCGUCCUCGUCUCUGUGUCCUGAAGAAGGGGGAGGGCGGCUACGGCUUCAACCUCCACAGUGAGAAGUCCAGACCAGGGCAGUUCAUCAGGGCCGUGGACGACAACUCUCCGGCUCACAGGGCGGGGCUUAAACCUCAGGACAAGAUCAUACAGGUGUGAGCACGCUCACUCCUUGGGAUGCAGCACUCUGACGUGGUGUCAGCCAUCAAAGCAGGAGGAGACGAGACCAGGCUGCUGGUGGUGGACCCUGAGGCCGAAGAGUUCUUCAGGAGCUGCAACGUCCUGCCAACAGUGGAGCACCUCACUGGACGUCUGCCUGAACCAGUGUCCCAGAAAACGUCAGAGGAUGAAGAGCCAUCUUCAGUGGUGAAGGCUGCACAGUCCCAGAGAUCUUCAGUUUCCAGCUCCUCAUCUGACUCCUCCCUGCGGAGAGCAGACUCCAGCUCUACUCCUCCAGAGGUCGACAGGAGCCCAGAGUCCGAUGGUCUGGGUCUGGGUUUGUCUUUGGCUCAGGCUCGAGAACGAGCUCAUCAGAAACGAGCCGCUAAGAAGGCUCCGAAUAUGGACUGGCGCAAGAGGAACGAACUCUUCAGCAACCUCUGAAUGUCCUCCUCCCCUCCUGACUCCACCUCCUGACUCCACCUUCACCCUCAGCUCCAGCUCCAGCUCCAGCUCUGUUCAGAGUCCAGACCAUGGACACUGAGGUGAAUCGGUACCAGGCAGUCCUGGUCCUGGGUUCUCUGGACGUUGUUUUCACAGUUAGAACAUCUGAACAUCAUCAUCAUCAUCCUCCUUCACAUUAACAACAGUAUUACCUGCUGAUCUCUUCUUCUCCUUCUCCCUCUUCUCUACCUGAAUCUCUCUUCGCUCACUGAAAUGAAUGAAGGUUUAAAUCUGAAGACUCAGACUCAGACUCUGACUCAGACUCACACCUAGACCCAGACUGAGACUCAAUUAUUUCAGUGAAAUCCACAUGUUUAAAUAACCAGUAAUCAGGAAGUGGAAUGAAACCCACGUGACUGACACCAUGGGCAGGUCCGUACGGAGGCCCAGAGGAGUCAAACUGUCACAGGUUCACACAGGUGUAAAACAGUUUCAAUUAUUUUGAAAUUCUUCAGAACCACAGCAACACCGCAGACAUACUGUACGCCAGCAGAGAAGAGUUAGCUGUGUCCACCACUGGGUGGUGCUGUUUCGUUGCUCCCACGGUCAGACUCUGACAGAGGAAAUUAAAAAAGAAUCACUGUUUCUGACUGAACAGAAUCUUUGUUCCUGUGGUGUCUGUGAUUUCCCGACACUCUGGGCCUCCGCGAGUUUUUUGAUUGAGUGAAUGAUUUUUGUUUCACUUGUACAUAAAUGAAUUGAUCAGAGGAUCAGCUCUGAGAGACUGUUGUUGAUUGAUUCUGAUUAAAACAUUUCAAAGCUC